Messenger RNA from Neoarius graeffei (lesser salmon catfish), 1352 nucleotides. RefSeq names its product galectin-6-like. Bases 134 to 1234 code for a protein of 366 amino acids. Lineage: Eukaryota; Metazoa; Chordata; Actinopteri; Siluriformes; Ariidae. The transcript has 15 exons. The record is from RefSeq and is a predicted model, not a curated record. Gene Ontology annotation, molecular function: carbohydrate binding.
GUGAGUGUAUGAACACAGGUCAAUGCACCCCUCCCAUUAGGCGUGGAUAUAAAAGCAGACUACUGAUUUUGCUGCUUUUUCUAUCCUGUGCGUUCUUCUUUGUAUCUGGAGAGGCAGUUAGCAUCCAGAAAGCAUGGCUUUUUUAGCACCACCAGGCUACCAGCCGAUCUAUAAUCCAACCAUCCCAUAUGUGGGUCCUAUCUAUGGUGGCCUUAGGGCAGGGAUGACGCUCUAUAUCCAGGGAAAGAUUGAACAUCAUAUCAGUAGGUUCCAUGUCAAUCUGCAGUGUGGUGACAUCGAUGGAUGUGAUAUUGCUCUCCACAUUAACCCUCGUUUUGACCUCUGGGACAAAGUGGUCUUCAACACGUUCCAGAAUGGCGUCUGGGAAGGAGAGGAGAAAGUCAGACACAUGCCCUUCCGAAAGGGACACCAUUUUGAGUUGGUCAUUGUCGUCAACUCAGAGGGCUAUCAGGUGAAUGUGAAUGGACAAGAGUUAUACCUCUUUCAGCACAGAAUGCCUCUGGAAAGGGUGUGUGCCUUAGAGAUUGGAGGAGAUGUGUCCAUUGAUAAUAUCAACAUCAUUGGGGGCAUGCAAGGAAUGGUGGGAGGAUGUCCUGGAGGUGUAGUUAGUGGUGGCUAUCCAGCAGGUGGAAUGUGUGGCACGAUGGGAGGCUAUCCAGAAGGUGGAAUGCGUGGCAAUAUGGGAGGCUAUCCAGAAGGUGGAAUGUGUGGCAAUAUGGGAGGUUAUCCGGGACCUGGGUUUGGCGGAGGAAGCAUGGGGUAUUCAGGGGGAAAUCUGCCAGUGAUGGGAUUGCAGCCUAUCUUCAACCCUGGCAUUCCCUAUUCAGAUAUGAUCCCUGGUGGGAUGGUACCCAGGAGGACCAUUAUCAUUCGAGGCAUGGUGCCAUUUGGAGCUGACAGGUUUUGCAUUAAUUUUAUAGCUGGAGCCUCAAGCAACAUAGCCUUUCACCUUAACCCUCGAAUCAGUGAGGGAAUGGUCAUCCGUAACUCCCAGAUUGAUGGUUGCUGGGGUGAAGAAGAAAUAGAUCUCAACUUCAACCCCUUCCAGGAAGGACAGUACUUUGAGAUAUCCAUUCGCUGUGGUGAAGAGAAGUUUAAGGUGUUUGUAAAUGGGCAGCACAUGUGUAACUUCUAUCACCGUUUCCAGCCUUACAAUCAGAUUGAUAUGCUGGAGGUGAAGGGAGAUGUCCAGCUCUCAUACAUCCACUUUUGAGUCUGCCUUCUAAGUGUAUUUUGCAUUGUUCCUGUUUUUGCUUUUAGGAACGUCUGUGUAAUGGACAUUACUGAAACUUGUUUUAUUAUCCACAAAUCAAUAAAUAAUGUAUCCUUAA